UCUCCUACACUCAAAACAGAUGACAGCAUUGACUUGAAAGAUCAAGGAGAAUUGACAGUACUACCGCAGCGACUCUCGACAUAUCAUUUCUAGACUUUGUCUGAUUUAAACUCGACAUUAUGGCCACUUGCAGACCGAGAACCGUUUGCUUUCAGACACACAGGCGACCGUUCAGCUGGUAAAUCGCUGGUAAUGCAUUUUUCUCAGCAUAUGUCUGAUUUUCUCUUAUAAACGGAUGUGUCAUCAUCAGCGCACGGAGCCCUUCUCGUUAUUGAGCAUGUUAACCGCGUGACAGCGGGCUGUUCGAAACCUUCACCGACGCUAAACGGCAAAUCGCCCACUGAAGUUGCAGCAAUGGCUUCGGCGCUGAGCUGCUUCAGUGGUCCCGAGGUGUUGGAGGACGUCAAUCACGCUCGGGCUCUGAUGAAGGAGCUGAAGUUGCUAUACGAAUGUCGGCUGCUCGGAGACGUUACUAUCGGAGUCGAGUGUGAUGAGGAGGAGGCUUUGGGGCACGGCGGCGAGACGGCCAGAGGUGACAUUGACCAACUUUUCCUGUGUAGCCGCAACGUCCUCGCCGCCGCCAGCCCGUACUUCAAAAGCAUGUUCACCGGGGGCUUAAACGAGAGCGUGCAGGAGAGAGUGGUCAUCCGCGGGGUGGACGCCGAGUCCAUGUCCGUCAUCAUCGACUACUGUUACACGGGCAGGGUGACCAUCACCGAGGGCAACGUCCAGAGGCUGUACGCCGCGGCCAACAUGCUCCAGCUGGAGUACAUCAGGAAAGCCUGCUCCAGCUUUAUGACAAGGAGGUUGGACCUCUCUAACUGUGUGGGGAUGCUGAAAUUUGCAGACACCUAUGACAACCCCGAGCUGAAGGACAACGCGCAAGCUUUCAUAGCCAGGAACUUCAGCCAGGUGUGCAGUGGAGGGGAGCUGUGUGAGCUGGACUUGAUGCAGCUGAAGGAGCUGCUGUCUCUGAACACCCUGGACGUGGACUGUGAGAGGAAUGUAUGCUCGGCCGCUUUGCAGUGGAUAGAGGCCAAUGCGCCACAGAAAAGGGAGGACGCGUUCCAGGCGCUGAAGUGCGUCCGCUGGAACCUGUUUGCGGAGAAGGACAAAUGCUACCUGGAGGGCCUCAUGGCGAGGCCUGUAAUUGAAAAAUACCUGGCAUCCUUCUUCAACAGGUCCGCAGAGGACGGCUGUGGAAUGUCUGGAACUCUGGAUGCACCGAAGCACAGAAUAGGCGUGAGCGCAAAAGAAAUGAUUCUCUUCUUCGGCCUACCCAACGACAACAUAAUGUGCUGUGAUCCGUAUUCAGAGGACCUGUAUUUCAUGGCUCCUCCUUUAGAAGACCUCAGCAGUCAGGAUUACAAACGUUCCACCAUGGAGUCCUUAAUAGCCUGUGCCACACCUGAAAACAACUUGUUCCUAGCCUCCCACCUCUCAAAACACUUCUGGCUGUACAACCCUGUGCUCAACAGCUGGCAGGAGUUGGCAGAGAGACCACUGGGGAGGAUACACUCUGGGAUGGGCUACCUCAACGGCCAUGUGUACCUUCUGGGAGGAAGAAAUCCAGUGACAGAUGCCAGACUGAAGGAGGUCGAGUGUUACAGCGUGCAGAGGAACCAGUGGACGUUUGUGGCUCCUCUGCCUCACUCUUUAGGUAAAAUGCAGGUGGUGGCGCUAAAUGACCACUUGUAUGUGGUGAACAAAAGGAGAAUGCUCUGUUAUGAUCCCAAGAGGAACCGCUGGCGCCACUGUGGCUCACUGAGAAGAGACAAGCUUCACAAGGCCUGCGUGUUUCAGGACCAGAUCAUCUGCGUGUGUGACAUCCCUGUGGUGAAAGCCUACAGCCCCACCAGGGGGGAAUGGAAGAGGCUGGGUGACAUUCCCAUCGACAGCCGUGCUCUGAAUUACCAGGUGAUCCAGCACAACAGCAAGCUGCUCCUCCUCACACAGACUUUGCUGCAGCACAACAAAAACAGGGUCCUCAUCCACGAGUACGACCCAGCCAGGGACACCUGGAAGAACGUCAUGGCCGUGUAUGUGUCCACCCUGGGGCCCGUGUGUGUUUCAACACGCGUGUACCCAGCAUGCCUGGGCUCCGCGCACAGCUUCUCUACAGAGGAGGACGACGACAGUGGCUCCAGUGCCGACUGGGACUUUGAUGGGUUGACGGACGCGGACUCGGACUCUGGCAGCUCAAGCUCUUUCUCGGAUGAAAACUGGUAGUGACAAUGUGUUCCUGUGUCAAAGAAAAGUUUAAUUUAUUUAUAAUUUAAUGGAUUUUUACAGGGUUCUGUCUGCCAGGAGAGGUCACGCAUCCGGAUUCAAUUCAGUAUUAAGACCAGUCAUGUACAGUAGAAGCCAUCACAGCCUUUACUUCACCCGUAUGGCUGAUGGUUAUUUAGAAAAGGAGAUAAAAAAAAUAAAUUAAUUAAAAGUGUGAGGACAAAAUGCCAAGAGACAAGGGCUUUGUUCUUCAUUAUGGAUCAUGUCCUGCUAGCAUGAAGGACAGUAUGAUGUCUGGUGUCUUGUUUGCACAUCAACUCAAGUCAGGCACAUGAUAGAAGUAUAGCUGUCCAGCAGUUGGUUCCCCGGUGGAGUGGAUGAUCUGCCUUCAUACUUUGGCACAUUAGUAAGGGCAGCUGAAUGAGGGUAAACCAGAAGUGUUCCACUCCAUAAAAUUAGGGGAACUGGCGAGAGACAAAUGAACAGAGAAUGUUCAAAAAUCAAAGCAGCUGUAACUUGUCUGUAAGGUCACGCUUAAAAAAACACUGAAUCCUACACUUCCCAUAAUGCAGUGGUUUCCAAACUGAGCCUUUGCAGUGAAGAUGCACAAGACCAAAGGAAAAUUGUGGAAUGAAACUAAAGUGUAAUAUACUUUUUCACAUCAGAGACGUUUUAACUUAUCAAACACAGGUGUUACUGACGAGAUAAUUAAUUGGCGGAACUUAGCCAUGGUUAAUGUAGUUACGUCCAUCUUUGCGCUUCCUGCCAGGACGAGUCAAAAUGUUUGUGAAUAUAAUUGCUCUGAUGCCACCAAGGCUGUUGAGAUUCAUGCAGGGAGUAAAAUGGCAUUUAAAGUACAGGAUUCACAGACUUUUGACAGGGAAGAAAAGGAAAAAUGGUGACGCUCGUCAAUCAAAUCCAAAAUACAAAGACAUCCGUUCUUGCUCUUGAGUUUACUGUCAAUAUUGCAGGCGAGCUUUGUGUCUUUUGUGUGUAACGCCUCAGUUAGCUAUUUUCCUAAGGGGGACUUUACAAAAGGGUGUUCUACUGGCUUAAUGCAUAUAAAUUGCUUUUUUUUUUGUCAGAACCACACACUCCUAGCUUGCAAAGCAGCAGGUAUUUCUUUAUACUCGACAAUGCUCCUCCAGAGCUACAAAAGACAUCACAGGUAAAACUGUUUGCACUAGUACUCCCCAUGACUAGUAACUAACUUACUUUAACAUGUUAAAAUGGUGGAAAGCUCCUUUAAUGCUUGUGCUGUGUUAACGUGUGUGACAGAAAUAAUCGCUAAUAACGUUUUAUUUAGCUUGAAGAAAAGAGCACACCUGCUAAUGACUGGUGUAAAAUCAUAAUUGUGACUUUUGGGACAUCGGGCAGCUCAAGUGCUCAUGUUUAUGACAGACAACUGGUCAUUUACAGGGCUUUACAAGUCGCUGUCCUUUUUACGUGGGUGAUGCCCACCGAGACGUCACACACAGCUGGUGUUGUGAAAACUACAGUAUGAAAUGCAGAAGCCAAUGCACUGUAUGCUCACUCAGGUUUAGGCUUCAGCCUGUAUGCCAUGAUUGACUUCUUUUUUUUAGAUGUAGUAUAAUGAGCUGGUUUUGGUGACAAAAGAUACAUUUUAUGAAGUUUAUUUGAAAUUAUGCUAUACGGAGUGUAUGUGUGUGUGUUUUCUUAUCUAUGAUUUUUUUUUUUUUUUUCCUUUGGUAACUUAACAUUUUUGUCACAGUCAGGAAUCAAAAGUCACCAGUGUCUUGAGUAUUGUUUGGUCCUGAUGAAUUGUUUCAGUUGAAGGAUAUUUUGUCUGCAUGUAAUAAAACUCUUUGGAAGCCAUUGUCCUCCCCGGCCACCCCGUACGCUCAUUAACCAGUUUAUUAGCUGUGUUGAAACACACAGAGGUCUCUGAUCUGUUGCAGACAAAAUACCAGAACCACCUCUCAGUUUACAGCUCAUAGCAUCGACACCUCUGUAAAGCAGUUUCUACAAACACUGAACAUUAAAACCUUCAUGAACGUAGGGAUUGUUACAGGGCUGUUGAAUGAGAUUGUGCUUGUUUUAGCUGUUUUAGUUGUACCAAAUACACUGGUCAAUGAGUGUAGCUCUCACAGUUGUGUCCCUGUAUGGUGGAUAGAAGUUGCAUUGUUAUAGUGUGUGUGUGAGUGCGUGUGUGUGUUUUUGAAGGUGAAGGGGUGAUUGCUUGUGGUAUGGUCUGGAUUAAAAGCUGUUUUGGUGUACAGUAUGUGUCAAAUAAAUAUCGUG
Messenger RNA from Chelmon rostratus (copperband butterflyfish), 4491 nucleotides. It is a transcript of the gene kbtbd7, whose product is annotated as kelch repeat and BTB (POZ) domain containing 7. NCBI's taxonomy places the organism in Eukaryota, Metazoa, Chordata, Actinopteri, Chaetodontiformes, Chaetodontidae. Bases 355 to 2229 code for a protein of 624 amino acids. Gene Ontology annotation, molecular function: protein binding. The record is from RefSeq and is a predicted model, not a curated record. The transcript has a single exon.